Anoplophora glabripennis (Asian longhorned beetle) is the source of this 1063-nucleotide messenger RNA. RefSeq lists its product as uncharacterized. Bases 245 to 1045 code for a protein of 266 amino acids. Lineage: Eukaryota; Metazoa; Arthropoda; Insecta; Coleoptera; Cerambycidae. The record is from RefSeq and is a predicted model, not a curated record. The transcript has 5 exons.
UGACGGUAGAGUGUAUGUUUAUGUCUUUAAGUUUCUGAGUGAUAUUAUGUAAAAGCAUGUGUACGAAUCCAGAGCUGACAAGACUGGUUCAGCACUUAAGAGAUUACGGGAGUUUUGUACGCCAAUAAUCUGAUAUUGGACAGGAACAAACUCGGAGAUUAAGAAACAAAAAACCAGAAAUUUUUAAAGCUGUGGAAGAGGACCCUGGUGCCAGUACUCGAAGAUUAAUCACAAGAUUUCAAGUAUGUUAUGUGCUGUAAAAAUUAGUAACAACGUUACCCACUACGCUGAUGAAGAUUUUCCUUCAACUGAAUCACUCAAAAAAGCAACUGAUUACACUGAAAUUGAUCAAAUAAAGAAUCCGACUAAAGAAGAACAGACAGCAAAACCAAACAGAACGACAUUUUCCAUUUCCGUAUCAACGAUGAAGGUCGCAAACCAUACCAACUCGACUACUACUGUUACUACAACGGAAGUUAUAGUGGACGAUUCCACCAGCACCAAAUCACAGAAUAUGAAGUUUUUAAACAAAGUCCUUUCGGAUGUGCAGGAACUGAUAUCUUACGAAAAGGAAGGCAAAUCAUCCGGUAGCAACGAAGGAGCCAUGUGUACCAUAGUAGGUGACUGGGACAGUAAGGUUGGAGGGAUGCAACUUCAAAUAGCAGCCAGAAAUGAAUCUCGUCGCAGCCCAACCGUUGAACUAGUCCAACAAGAACCCAAGGCUGAGAGUGGGUUUCUAAAAACUGGCAAAUGGAAUAUCACGACACUUAUGCCCUUCAACCACUCUUCGCUUAUAAUGUUAACUGCCAUAUCCGAAAAAAGCGUAGCCUCUUUCCUAGGUGACUGCAGAAUAUGUGAAGGUUCAGAAACGAUAACAGGCAAUUGGAUGUUAAUGGUGAAAUCAACAAACUGCAAAGAUCGGCAAGACAGCCACUCCUUCUUCAGUGACGUAAUGAGAAAGAGCAAUAUAAGAAAACUGCAGAAAGUGCACCUAAACGAGAUGAGUACGAUGAGUACUAGUCUGGCCUCGACAACGGAAUUGUAGACUGUAUUUAUUUUUAAU